AUGCAUUAUUUAGACGUUUUGAUUUUUAAUAAUAAUAAAUUGAUAAUAUAUCAAGCACUUUUUAUUUUAUGAAUCGAUGGAUUCAAAAGAGCGAGCAAUGACAAAUCUGAAUUAACUCAACAUCAAUGAUUGUAUUUUUUGAGAUCUCUGAUGGAAAAAUCGAUUAUUAAGUUUGUUUUGAUUCAUUCUAAGGACCAUCAUAGAAAGUAG
Blepharisma stoltei is the source of this 210-nucleotide messenger RNA. NCBI's taxonomy places the organism in Eukaryota, Ciliophora, Heterotrichea, Heterotrichida, Blepharismidae. The record is from the annotation of a GenBank genome assembly.